Messenger RNA from Striga asiatica, 816 nucleotides. Lineage: Eukaryota; Viridiplantae; Streptophyta; Magnoliopsida; Lamiales; Orobanchaceae. The record is from the annotation of a GenBank genome assembly.
AUGGGGAUUCGCUUUAGUCCUCGGGAAGGUGAUUGUAUUGAAAUUCUGCAGGGGUUCAUAACAGGUAAUUCUCUUCCCUCCCACGGCUUCAUCUCCAUAGCCGACCUCUACGGCCAAAAGGAGCCUUGGGAGCUGUUCGAAGAUUCCCAGGUAAAAGACGGCCGUGGCUGUCGUUAUUUCUUCACCAAACUCAAGAAAGUCGGCGCCAAGAAGGGAAGGAGUUACCAGCGCUACUCGAGGAACGUUGGGGCCGGCGGGAAUUGGUCGAACAAAGGGCAGAAAUCCGACAUCAUCGGCCCCAAGGGCAACAUCAUCGGCCACGCUCGAACUUUCCGCUACCAGGCGAGAAACUCGGACGACGUGGGGCCCACGCGCGGCGAGUGGGCCCUGAAGGAGUACUCCCUUCCGGAAUCCACAUCUCUCAGGGUUGACGAGGACAGGCGGGACUACGUUCUGUGCGUACUCAAGAAGAAGAAGGAGAAGACCACAACAACUACAACGUCAGGACGUGGUGUUGUCCAAGCUGUCGAAGCAGAUCUGGGCUACCUAAUGGCCACGCUGGCACCCACGUCAACGGUCAAGGGUCAUGUGGGGUCGCUUGACUAUCCAGCGACAGGUGGCGAAGAUUACUGUUGUGAUGAGCAGGGCAUGGGGGUGACAGGUGGGCAAGUGGUGUGGCCGUCGGAUAUCGAGAGGUGGCUGAAUGAUGAUGAGGUUUUGGAGGGCGAUUCUAAUUUUGAGUUGAAGGACGUGGAUAAUUGGUUGCAUGCGAAUGGGUUCCAUUGGUCGAGUGAUUUGCCCAUAAUUGCUAGCUAG